Molecule: messenger RNA, 3806 nt
Organism: Stomoxys calcitrans (stable fly)
Lineage: Eukaryota; Metazoa; Arthropoda; Insecta; Diptera; Muscidae
Product: circadian locomoter output cycles protein kaput
Exons: 11
Coding region: 276-3320 (1014 amino acids)
Biological process (GO): regulation of transcription by RNA polymerase II
Cellular component (GO): aryl hydrocarbon receptor complex; nucleus
Molecular function (GO): transcription cis-regulatory region binding; protein dimerization activity; nuclear receptor activity
Source: RefSeq, a predicted model, not a curated record
UGGAGAAAAAAAAAAAAAAAAACAGACACCAAACAGCAACCCAAACCCUAAGUGUUUGGGUGUUGCUGCUGCACUUUGUUUGAAGUUGCUGUGUUACUGCUGCUUCUGCUGGCGGCGUAUACUUUGCUGACGCCACCGUAGCCGCUGUUGUUUUUGUUUUUAGUUUUUAAGUUUUUUUUUUUUUUUGCUUAUCCUACGGGAGGUGAAAUCUUUGCUGCACAGUGAUCCCCACAGAAUCCUUCAAAACGGCGACCAUAACGAACUCCGCCUUAGCAAUGAGCCAACUCGGCACCGUUUAUGCCACCAAACGGAGGCGACGCAAUGGCAAAAGUUUAAAACCACCCCCCAAAGAUGGCGUCACAAAAAGUAAUCCCUCAAAACGUCAUCGAGAGCGUUUAAAUGCCGAAUUAGAUUUAUUGGCGUCAUUGUUGCCAUUCGAACAGAAUAUUUUAAGUAAAUUGGAUCGACUGAGCAUAUUAAGGCUGUCUGUUAGUUAUUUAAGGACAAAAAGUUAUUUUCAAGUUGUUAUGCAUAAGGAAAAGGAGGAAAAUGGUGGCAAUUCAGUUUUACCUCAUAUACACGCACAUGAUGGCUAUCGGACACGAGAGUUGGGAGCUUUCGAACAUGGUCUAUUAGAUGGUGAUAUGUUCCUGCAGGCUUUAAAUGGUUUUCUCAUGAUACUCACCUGUGAUGGCGAAGUAUUUUUUGCCACACACAGUAUUGAAAGUUAUCUGGGGUUUCAUCAGUCUGACAUUGUACACCAAUCGGUGUAUGAAUUGGUACACUCCGAGGAUCGCGAGGAACUGCAAAGACAAUUACUAUGGAAUUCUUUUUUACCCGCUGACAUGUCUAGUAUGCAAUUAGCCGAAACAUUGGCUCCCGACAAGGCCCUGUAUUUGGAGCGUAGUUUUACAGUGCGUUUCAGAUGUCUGUUGGACAAUACCUCGGGGUUUUUGCGCCUUGAUAUACGGGGGCGUAUCAAAAUUCUCCAUGGUCAAAAUCGCAAGACCGAAGAGCCCCCUUUGGCUUUAUUUGCCUAUUGUACACCGUUUGGACCACCCAGUUUGUUGGAGAUACCCCAUAAGGAGAAUAUGUUCAAGUCGAAACAUAAAUUGGAUUUUUCAUUGGUUUCCAUGGAUCAGAGAGGCAAACAUAUUUUGGGUUAUUCCGAUGCUGAGUUGGUCAAUAUGGGCGGCUAUGAUUUGGUGCAUUAUGAUGAUUUGGCCUAUGUGGCGAGUGCUCAUCAAGAACUUCUUAAAACUGGUGCUUCCGGUAUGAUUGCCUACAGAUACCAAAAGAAAGAUGGCGAAUGGCAGUGGCUGCAAACGAGCUCUCGCUUGGUUUAUAAGAAUUCCAAACCCGAUUUUGUCAUUUGCACACAUCGAGUACUCAUGGAUGAGGAAGGUUUCGAUUUGCUGGGCAAAAGGACCAUGGAUUUUAAAGUCAGCUACUUGGAUACGGGUUUGGCUUCCACCUAUUUCUCAGAAGCCGAUCAAUUGGUGGUGCCGCCCAGUGGUUCGCCCAACUCCUUGCCACCACCAGUGACACCUACAAGACCAAAUCGCCGUUAUAAAACACAAUUAAGAGACUUUCUUUCCACCUGCCGUUCGAAACGUAAAAUGCAGCAACAAAAUCAGCAAUCCUCUCCCUUGGGGCAGGUCACUUCUCCCGCUCCCGUUGUUGAAUAUCUUCCAGAUCCUGCUGCCGCCGUAGCGGCUGCCUAUUCCAAUCUCAAUCCCAUGUAUACCACAUCGCCAUAUGCCACUGCAGCGGAUAAUAUUUAUAUGGGCACCUCGGUGCAUUCCACAAAUUUCUAUCCAGUAACCGAAAAUCUCUUCCAUCAGUAUCGCUUGCAAGGUGUGAGUGGCUAUUAUGCUGAUUACCAUCAUUCGGCGGCCCCGGCCUCAGCUUAUGUGGCGGCCAAUGGGUUUUUAUCCUAUGAUGGUUACACUAUAACCUCUAAGGAGGAGAAAUGGCAGGAUAGUAGCAAGUAUUAUAGUGGCUAUAGCAGUGGUUAUGGUAGUCCCACUUCAACGCCGCAGCAAGUUCCUUUGAAAACGCCAAAGUCUUCGCCCCAUGUCAUGGAGGUGGUUUCCUGUUCCUCGAAUGGUCCUUCUCCCGUUGGUGGUGGAGCCAUAGUGAAUAAUCUCAAUAACUCACAUAGCUCUUCGAAUGCCCACUCCAAUGGGCCUUCGGCGGUGAUAACACCCAAAGUGGAAAUGGCCUCCCAGGAUCAAUAUGAACGCCAAACAGUGCUGAUGUGGGGUUCUCAGUCCAGUGGUAUACCCAUUAACACUCUCCACACUUCCUCCUCCACAGCUUCGGCAACGAAUAGACACAGCGUUCAGGAGCGUUCACCCCAAACUACUCCCUUGUCCAAUGGCUUGGCCUAUGCCAAUGACAGCGAAUCAACAGCCAAAUGGAAUGGUUCUGCAUCAAAGGAGGCCAAAAGUUCUUCCACCCCUGAUUCCAGCUAUCAAAUGCAUCAUGAUGACUCCGGCCUUUACUCGGCCUCAUCGCACACCACCUCACCUCAACAUCGUCUCAGCAGCAGUGGCAGCAGUUCUGGCGGUGGCGGAGGAACAGGACCUGGUGGUUCUUCUCUAUCGCACAAUACGAUCAUGCUCAGCCAACAGUCACAACAACAACAGCAACAAGUAUUACAACUCAGUCCCUAUAACCAUCAUCAUCACCACCACCAUGCUGGCCACCACCAUCAUCAUCACAUACAACCGUUAGCCUCCUUGGGAGGAUCAGUGGGCCAAUGUAAUAGUACGAUUAUAACCACGGCAGCAGCAUCGGCCAGUUCUUCGCCUUCCUGUACCUCACCCAUACAGACACAACAAUUACCGGCCAUUAGCAGUGUUAUCAAUGGCUUAAAUGGUGGCAAUAAUGGUGGGGGCACCACAAUACAUCACAAUGGCUCAACGGGUGGAGUAACGGUGACCGCAGCACCACCCUAUCAUCAAUUGGCCAUUAUAGCUUCGCCCAUAGUUAUAACCUCAACGACGUUGGAUAAUCCCUCAGAGCUAGGGGCCCAAGGUGUGGCACUACAGUCCCUCAGCUCUGGCCGUGUAGGCACUCUAAAUCGUACAGGUGAUAUAUGUACUUCAGCCUAUAAAUCGCGUAAUGUGGCAGCCACCGCUGCGGUGAUGCAUCCUUCAGCUUUGGCCUAUGCCACAAAUGCCUAUGUAAUCGGUGCCGGACCGACAGCAACCACAUGUGCCACAGCUUCUCUGGGUGGUCUGGAGCAGCAGCAAAUGGAUGGCAGUCCUUUGCUAUCGUUCUCGGAGGUGACAAACACUUUGUUGAAUCAAUAAAACGAAGUCCCAAAAUGGUAAAAGAAGCCAUUCAUAGCAGAACAAGUGGCAACAGAAACCGAUUAUUAAACUUUUGUAAGAAAUUUUCCAAAAUGUCAAGGCCAAAGAAUUGCCAAUAUUUUAAAAAAGUCAAAAAUCGAUUUUUUUUUUGCUUUUUAAUCGAAAUUUCAGCCAGAUAAGUCAUUUAUUGAUGCUUGCUAUUAUAUGUUAACGCAUGAUAUCGAUAACUGUGUAUUCCAUCCCGUACAUCUGAUUUGCACUAAUUAAGACAAAGAUAACCCGAAUUGAUUUCAGAUUAUCUUAUAAUGGCCGUUUUAAUUUUUUCAUAAUCGAUAAAAGCGAUAACACUUGUCGUGAUUUAUUCUAGUUCCAUCCAGUUCAAGUCAGAUAUGAUGAAUAGAUAUACAGUGCAAAGUUGUACUAUAAAGUAAUCGACAUCAUGCGAUAACAGCCGAUAACAUGUGAUUUGCACUGUAUAGAACUAAA